CCUUCAUCCUUCUCUCUCUCUCUCUCUCUCUCUCUCUCUCUCUCUCUCUCUCUAACUCUGUGGAAGCUACAUAAGUAUAUACCGCAUAAAAAACUAAACAAUGUCGACAGAGUUGACGGAGGAGGAGUCGUUGUCCGGCAAGGAUUACCAAGAUCCACCGCGUGUUAAGAUUUUUGAGGCGAGGGAGCUAGGCAAAUGGUCCUUUUAUAGAGCAGUGAUCGCUGAGUUCAUAGCUACUCUCCUCUUUCUAUACAUCACCGUCUUGACAGUCAUCGGUUUCAAGAGCCAGACGGAUCUCCAAACGGGUGGUGGAGCCUGCGCCAGCGUCGGCCUUCUUGGCAUCUCUUGGGCCUUCGGUGGCAUGAUCUUCAUCCUUGUCUACUGCACUGCAGGCAUCUCUGGUGGGCACAUUAACCCCGCAGUGACGUUUGGACUAUUCUUGGCUAGCAAAGUGUCGUUGGUGAGAGCUAUAUCAUACAUAGUGGCUCAGUGUCUCGGAGCGACUUGCGGAGUUGGUUUGGUGAAAGUCUUUCAGAAGACUUAUUACAACCGUUAUGGCGGUGGAGCCAACGUCCUCGCCGAUGGAUACAACGUUGGUGUUGGUGUUGGUGCUGAGAUUAUCGGCACUUUUGUCCUCGUCUACACGGUCUUCUCAGCUACAGACCCCAAGCGUAAUGCCCGUGACUCUCACAUUCCUGUAUUAGCCCCAUUGCCAAUUGGAUUUUCCGUGUUCAUGGUUCAUUUAGCCACAAUCCCAAUCACUGGAACCGGAAUUAACCCGGCUAGGAGUUUUGGAGCUGCAGUCAUCUACAACAAUCAAAAGGCUUGGGAUGAUCAAUGGAUCUUCUGGGUGGGUCCAUUUGUGGGAGCAUCCAUUGCAGCUUUGUACCAUCAGUUUGUGUUGAGAGCUGGUGCUAUGAAGGCUUAUGGGUCAGUCAGGAGCCAGCUUCACGAGCUUCACGCUUAGAAUUUGAUUUUUUUUUCAAACUAUCUAAGUGGUGAAGAUUUCUUUGGGCUAGGAAGGAAGGAAAAAAAAAUAUCAAGUAAUAAUAAUAAAAUUUUAUUGGUGAGUAACAUUUAGUGUCGUAUUUGUUACUUUGAGGGGGAGGUUUGAGGGUGACUUUAUAAACCAAUUUGCAAUAUCCACGCCUGUAGAAUGUAUGUUUUCAUUUGAUGUAUUUGUGAUUUAUAUUCUGUACUUAUCAAUGCUUCUAUAUUUGAUGUAUGAUGUAUCAAAAUUAUUAAGUUUCUACUUAUUUAAUAUCACUUUCUUC
Messenger RNA from Brassica oleracea var. oleracea, 1274 nucleotides. Its product is annotated as probable aquaporin PIP2-6. The coding region runs from base 101 to 967 and encodes 288 amino acids. The transcript is spliced from 4 exons. Gene Ontology annotation, cellular component: plasma membrane. Gene Ontology annotation, biological process: transmembrane transport. The record is from RefSeq and is a predicted model, not a curated record. NCBI's taxonomy places the organism in Eukaryota, Viridiplantae, Streptophyta, Magnoliopsida, Brassicales, Brassicaceae. Gene Ontology annotation, molecular function: water channel activity.